Glycine soja is the source of this 1302-nucleotide messenger RNA. RefSeq names its product U-box domain-containing protein 33-like. The transcript is spliced from 5 exons. Lineage: Eukaryota; Viridiplantae; Streptophyta; Magnoliopsida; Fabales; Fabaceae. The record is from RefSeq and is a predicted model, not a curated record. The coding region runs from base 80 to 1006 and encodes 308 amino acids.
AAUUGACAAAAGAGAAUCUCUUUCUAUUCCUACCCUCAUUUGUAAUGUGUGAGGGAAGUUGAAACAAAGGAGCAGAGAUAUGGAAGAUGUGAAUCGCACCCCAAGAGAAGCAAAGGAUUACUAUUCUAGAUCAAUAUGGUUGUCAGAAACUGCGCAGACAUUUGGGAAUAUCAAGAGAAGUGACAGAAAUGUUGUUAAUGGCAGAGAUUCCUACGGCUAUAACUCCCAAGAAAUAGUGACUCCUGAAGUUUCUGGAGCGUUCGAUGAAAUCAAAGGUUUAAUCAGAGUUAAUGAUGAGUGUGUUGGUGAAGAAAGCGGUGACUAUGGCCACUAUUCUAGACAAUCGUUGACAACAGAAAUUGUAGAGAUAGUUGAAGAUGGCAAGAGCAUAAGCAACAAAGAUAGAAGAGUUGAUGAUCUUUAUGUGGCUGUUGGCAAAGAUGACUUGGAUGCAGUGAAAUGGGCUCUUGAUCAUGCAGUUUCUCCCGGUUCCCGGAUUUUUCUUAUCCAUGUCUCUUCUCCAAUCACAUUGAUUCCUACACCAGUUGGUAAGUUUGAAAGAAGUAAAUUGACCCCGCAACAAGUGGGAAUAUACGUGAAUGAGGUGAACAACAAGAGGAAGGAUCUUUUGCAAAAGUACAUUCAGAUGAGUAAUGAAGCCAAGGUAACUGCAGAAACGUUGCUCCUGGAAAGCAAUGACACAGAAAAAGCAAUUCUGGACCUCAUCUCUAUUCUCAACAUAACCAACAUUGUCAUCGGAAUCAAAAAGCUACCCUACACACGGCGCAAUAACAAAUUGAGCAAAGGAGAGUUCGUAAAGAAACAUGCACCGAGUUCCUGUGAAGUUACCUUGGUUUAUAACGGCGAGGUGUUAGUGUCUGACCCUUACAUGGAUGGCUUGGUAUCCUAUGGCCUAGCAUCGCAAAAUAAAAGUCACUCGAAAAACAACUUCUUUCAGUGCAUGUGCUUUUCAGGAUGGGUGAGAGAAGACAAUGGUAGUUGCUAGCACAUUUCUCAAGCUAGCCAAAGCGAGCAGAGGGUCAACUGCUCAAGUAGUUUGAAUUUGAAUUGUCCAGCGUUGUGUGCUGAAUGAAGCAAGCUUUAGAAAUCAUGUUACAACUUUCAAUCAUGAGGAAGUAAAUGGUCCCAAAAACCAUAGACCUAAAGUAACAGUGGGAUCUUAAUGUCUUAGAGAACUCAUAUCAUAUCCAUCAUAUUAUGAAUUUUCGGGAAUAAAAGUAUUGUGAAUUCCGCUGUAGAAUGGAUAUGAGGGAAUUUCUAUUUAAAAGAUAUUAGUUACAC